AAGAGGAGGGGUGGGUUUAAAAAAAAAGCACGAAGAGAAACAAAAGCACAGUUGUGGGUGCCUGAAACCAUGCAAGAUUUGCACUGUUCUCAAAGAACGCUGCUCUAUCCGUGGACCAUGUCGUGAGGUGUGGCUCCAGCGCUCGGGAUACUGCCAAUAGAUAGCCUACGCCUGGGAGCAGGGCAAAAGAUGUCCGCCUCGGUAGGGCCCACAAGCGGCCCUCGCCCACCCACCGUGCCGGCUCCCAUGCCUGAUAUGCCGGACUUGAGUCACCUCACUGAGGAGGAAAGGGAAGUCAUCAUGGCAGUGAUGGUUCGGCAAAGGGAAGAAGAGGAGAAGGAACAAGCCAUGCUAAAGACACUGCACCAGCAGUUUGAGAGUUAUAAGGAGCAGGUGAAGAAGAUUGGAGCAGAAACGAAACGACAGCAGGCUGUCCAUAAAGAUGAUGCACCUACCUGUGGCAUCUGUCGUAAGACCAAGUUUGCAGAUGGCUGUGGGCAUCUGUGUUCCUACUGCCAGACCAAGUUCUGUGCCCGCUGCGGGGGAAGAGUGUCGUUGCGUUCAAAUAAUUGUCUCAUAGGGAAAGACAGGGUGAUGUGGGUAUGUAACCUGUGCAGGAAACAGCAGGAAAUUCUAACUAAAUCAGGAGAAUGGUUUUCAUCAGGCCCUGGGGCUAGGCCUCUUAGUGUGGGUGCUCCCCUCAGUGGCCCCGAGUUGGAGAAGGACAGGAGGUUGCGCUCCAGAUCCCAGGCUCCGGGCACUAACAACACUCUGCCACCCAACGCUGGUCCUGGUGACCCCACCAAGGGAGCAGAUACAAUGCCCGCCUCACGCUCCCGCAGUGAACCACCACGAGACAAGAAGAGACCCGUGUCCCUACACGAGCAGAAUGGAAAGGUGAUUGGACGUGGAGAGAGAAGACGUGGACCAGCCAGGUUGUCAUCGCAGGCCUCUGAAGAUCGAGCUCCAGGUGAGAAGCGAGACAGCAGACGAUUGGAGAAAGGGCACUCACAGGAAUAUCCAGAGGAUGAUCCCACCCAUCCUGAGCGGCGAAGGAGGCAAGAGGAGGAAGAGCGAGAGCGACAAAGACGAGAAGAAGAGUACCAGACCCGUUACCGCAGUGACCCGAACCUAGCCCGCUACCCUGUUAAACCGCAGAAGGAGGAACAGGAAAUGCGUAUGCAUGCCAAAGUGUCCAAAAUGCGUCAGGAGCGUCAUCACAGUGACCUAGCCAUCAACGAAGUGGGAUUGAUCCAAGAUGGGGUUGAGGCUGCUGGAAAUAGAAUUAGCAGGCAACGAGUAGCUAACAACGACGACCGCAAGACCCUUUUAGAGAAUCAUCGAGCUUAUUCUAUGGAUAGGACCGUGGGGGGUGGUGUUGGGGGACAAGGAUCCGUCGCUAAACAGGGCCACGGUAUCCCUCACAUAGGCCCUCCAGGGCCCCCAGACCUCAGGGACGGACAGGACUGGGGCCCAAAGGGGCAUCUGGAACCUGGGUCCGCAGCUUUUCUGCACAGGGCUAAGCGAGAAAAGGCUGCAGAAAUCAUGCGUAAAGAUUCUUCUCUUAGCUCGGACCAAUCGGAGACGUUACGGCCACCUCCACCACGAGCCUAUAGACCCAAACGAGGCCUCAACAAAAGGCAGAUGUCCAUCAGUAGCUCUGAAGAAGAGGGUGGCUCCACUCCUGAAUACACCAGCUGUGAGGAUGUGGAGAUUGAAAGUAUUAGUGAAAAAGUAGGUGACUGGGACUGUCAUCCUCUGGAUCCCACUGUGUGGCAUCAUCCAGUGAGCUGGCAGCCAUCCAAAGAGGGAGAUCAUUUGAUUGGCCGCAUCACUCUAAGUAAGCGCUCCACCAUGCCACGAGAAGCCGGUUCCCUACUGGGUCUGAAGGUGGUUGGUGGGAAAAUGACGGAGUCAGGGAGACUGGGGGCCUUUAUCACCAAAGUAAAAAAAGGAAGUUUGGCUGACAUUGUAGGCCAUUUACGAGCAGGUGAUGAGGUGUUGCAGUGGAAUGGAAAGGCUUUGCCUGGAGCAACUAAAAAGGAAGUGUACAAUAUUAUUCUAGAGUCCCAGUCAGCACCACAAGUGGAAAUAGUUGUGUCCAGACCAAUUGGAUGUAUUCAACGUAUUCUGUCCAAAAACUUCUUGAAAAAGGUCUAUAGAGCAUAUCAAGAUACACCGAGACUUCCGGGGACAUCACAUCCUCCUCUAGAAUCAACUGGUUCGAGUUCUAUAGAUGAAUCACAAAAGACGGACCAUCCAUCCAUCUCUGUAAUGUCACCGACUAGUCCCGGGAUGUUGAGAGACCUCCCUCUGGUACUGCCAGGCCAGCUGUCGGUGAAAUUAUGGUAUGAUAAAGUGGGCCAUCAGCUUAUUGUGAAUGUCCUACAAGCACGAGAACUGCCCCCUCGACCUGACGGACGACCCAGAAAUCCCUACGUCAAAAUGUAUUUUCUUCCUGAUAGAAGUGACAAGAGUAAGAGAAGGACGAAAACGGUGAAGAAGAGUGCAGAGCCAAAAUGGAACCAGACGUUCCUGUAUUCUCACAUCCACCGGAGAGACUUCAGAGAGCGCAUGUUGGAGAUCACUGUUUGGGACCAGCCCAGAGUCCAGGAAGAAGAGAGUGAAUUCAUGGGAGAGAUUUUGAUUGAGCUGGAAACAGCUCUAUUGGAUGACCAGCCACACUGGUACAAAUUGCAAUCCCAUGAUGUGUCAUCCCUCCCAUUGCCUCAGCCAUCCCCCUGCCUCCCCCGCAGACAUGUUCAUGGAGAUAGUCCUAGUAAAAAACUGCAAAGAUCUCAUCGCAUCAUUGAAACAGAUUAUGAUGAUGGUAUAACAGUAGUGUCCUCAGCAGCAGAGAGGAACUCCAGAGACAGAGAGAGGUCAAGCACACUGACCGUACCUGAGAGGCAGGCGGCCAUACAGCAUCGCUCUCGGUCAGUAUCCCCGCACAGAGAAGACCAAUGUAGAGCCCGGUCACGACCUGCACAUGUCCCUAUGCAGAGGAGUCUGGAUGAGAUCCACAAAAACCAUCAUCAUUCCUGCUCUCCCUCUCGUUACCAUGACUCCCACCAGGAACAUCGCUCCGGAGAUUCGGACUAUGAAUAUUCAGAGGACAGCGAGGUCCUGGAGGUGCACAGAUCAAUCCGAGGUGGGAGUGCUGAGUGCCUGCAUACAAACAGGAAAUUAGCUAGGCACUGUAACACACUUCCCCCAAAGAUGCCAUUGUUAGUGAAUGGUAUACAUAAAGAUAUUUACAGCUCUACCCUCCCUGCAUGCUUAAAGAACAAACCGCCACGGCGAACAGAGAGGGAUGGAGUUAUCCCUCUUAGUGCCAUUCCACAGCGUGUUCUCAGGUUCACAGAUGAGGUCAGCUCUGGUGAUCUUCAGCCUUCAUUAGACAGAGUAAGAAGUGCCAGCACGACUUGUUUAAGACCAGAGUCAAACUUCCACUCACUUGAAAGAGAAAGUCAUUUUCCAUCUCAAAGGCAUUCUGGCAAUUUGGAUAGGCCAAGCUCUCAGAUAGCUAACAAGAAAACCAUUGAUGGUGACAGACUCCAGCCCACCUCUAUCCUGAGGGGCAGCAGGAGGAGGAGAGAGCCUCCCCUCAUGCCCUUUGGCCAGACCAGCUUAGGGGGUUCCUGCCCUAACUCUCCGCGAGCUGACAGAGAACUUCCACGAGGUGGACAUUAUUCCCCAGCAGGGACACCGUCAUUAGGGCGCAGAGGCAGACAACUGCCACAACUCCCUGCAAAGAGCAGCAGUAUAGAGCAAGAACAUGUCAACAAUAAACCUGAGGAGAAACCUAACUCAGCACUAGCAGUGGAGGAGCGGGCUCGUCAGUUGCAGAUGAGAGUGCCCUCCUAUCGGCCGGGCUCUUCUACAAGCUUUGGUCACGACCCAGAGGCAGACCUCAAGAACAGGAGAGAUAUGUAUAAAGACCAGAGGAGGAGUUGUGAUAACAUGUCUGCGAGGUCAUCAGACAGCGACAUGAGCGAUGCUUCAGCCAUCUCCCAUGCCAGCAGUGCCUCACGGCUGAGCGCCACCAGCUAUAUGUCCAGUCAGUCUGAGAGGCCGCAUGGGAGAAUAAGGUCAAAGUCGUUGGAGAGUUGUAAAGGAGAAGAGAAGAAGGAGAGAAGGAUUUCAUGGGGGGUGAAUGGAACAGACAACAGAAGGAGUCUGGGAAAGAGACGUUUCUCUGAGGAGCUUAAACGUAGACGUCAUACGGUGGCUGGAGAUAUGAGUCGUCAAGUCAGAGCCUCAUCUGGUCGGAAUAUGCUAAAGAGCACAAGUGUUAGCGGUGACAUUAAUACAUCAGAGCGAACAGACGGCAGCCAGUCUGACACUGCUCUGGGAACAGUCGGGACCGGAGCUAAAAAGCGUCGCUCCAGCCUCAAUGCUCGAUUCGUGGCUAUUGUGGGAAACCGCCGCAGCCGAAGCACCUCACAGAUCAGUCAAACGGAGGCAUCCAAUAAGAAGUCGAAGGGCAGUCAAGGGACAAUCCAGCGCAGUCAGGAGACGGGAAUGGCUGUGGAAUUGCAGAGGAAUAUGAGUCGUCAACCCAGCCGAGAAUCCAACAACGGAAGCAUGAACAGCUACAACUCAGAGGGCAGUCCAAUAUUUCCAGCCGUUCGAGUCGAGACUCAGUUCAGUGACUUCCUGGAUGGACUGGGCCCUGCUCAACUAGUUGGUCGACAAACCCUAGCCACACCAGCAAUUGGUGACAUUCAGAUUGGCAUGGUGAAUAAGAAAGGCCAGCUGGAGGUGGAGGUGAUAAGAGCACGAGGUCUCAUCCAAAAACCAGGAUCCAAAUCACUCCCUGCUCCAUAUGUCAAAGUCUAUCUUCUACACAAUGGGGCAUAUGUAGCUAAGAAGAAGACAAAAAUUGCACGCAAGACACUCGACCCGCUGUACCAGCAAGCACUGCAGUUUGAAGAAAGUCCGCAGGGUAAAGUGUUACAAGUAAUUGUCUGGGGAGAUUAUGGGCGAAUGGACCACAAAUCCUUCAUGGGAGUUGCACAAAUCCUACUAGAGGAGCUGGACCUCUCCAGCAAUGUCAUUGGCUGGUACAAACUUUUCCCGCCUUCUUCCCUCGUCGACCCAACUCUUGCCUCUAUAACUCGACGUGCUUCUCAGACAUCCCUGGACAAUUCACCGGCACCUGCGGGAGUUCGAUCGUAGUGGACUAACAAUAUAAAGCACAGUCAAUACAAGCUGAGAGACAACAAGAUAAGAGCCAGGCAGAAAAUGCGAUGAAAUGACACAAAGCUUUGUUAAAAUCUGACAAUCACUCCUGUGACUUUGUUUUUAUGUUUUCCUCUUUGUGGGUAGCACCUGUUCUGCCGAAUUUGUUUGUUUCUCUCACUGUUUGUUGCGUGAGACUUAGUGCUGUCUAGCACACUAGCACGUGGGAAGCACCGCUUUAGGGUGACAUAGAAAGUAGGGUGAUAUUCUGUCAAGUCUACAUUAAAGAAAUGUACGUUAGCUAGUUUUUAACAGAGCAUCAGAAUGUAUCAGCCCAAAAACAAAGGUGACCUCUGACCAAGGGAUUGUC
Molecule: messenger RNA, 5554 nt
Organism: Rhinichthys klamathensis goyatoka
Lineage: Eukaryota; Metazoa; Chordata; Actinopteri; Cypriniformes; Leuciscidae
Gene: rims1b
Product: regulating synaptic membrane exocytosis 1b
Exons: 35
Coding region: 190-5181 (1663 amino acids)
Biological process (GO): regulation of synaptic plasticity; intracellular protein transport; regulation of membrane potential
Cellular component (GO): cytoskeleton of presynaptic active zone; presynaptic membrane
Molecular function (GO): small GTPase binding; transmembrane transporter binding
Source: RefSeq, a predicted model, not a curated record